CAAGCAGAUAAACAGGAAAUGUGGAAUAUAUAACUUGCCAACGUGGUUGCUCUCCUUUCACUCGCCUAUCCUCUCUCUUCAUCCAAGGCACACACUCUCAUUCCACCGAUCUUGAGCGCCAGUCACUCCUUUUUACACCCUCGACGGUUUACUCUAUCGACGCCUUGGCAGGUUCCAUCCCCGGCUCUCUCGUUCUUUGCAAAACCCAACAUUCCAGGUGAUUUCUGCCCUCCUUCAUCAAUCUUCAACCCAUCAAAAUGCGUUUCUCCGCUGUUGCUGUUGCCGCUCUUGCAACUCAGGCUGCCGCCUGGAGACCCGGCCGUCCCUCCGGAUCCUGGGGUUGGGGUAGCUACCCGGGCAACGGGGGCGCCGUAACCACCAUCAUCGUUCCCGCUCCCACUCCCACCGGCAACCCCUCCGCCCCGGCCGUCACACCGGCUCCCGUCGAGGAGGCUCCCGCUCCCCCUUCCGCCCCUGCCCCCACGACCACCGCCUCCAGCGGCUCCCCCGGCUCCUCCGGCCUGACCGCCGACCAGAAGGCCGCCCUCGACGCCCACAACGCCGCCCGCAGCGAUGUCGGCGUCUCCCCUCUCGAGUGGGAUGACUCCCUCGCCGCCGACGCCCUGGAGUGGGCCAACCACCUGCUCUCCGUCGGCUCCCUGACGCACUCUCAGACCGCCAACCAGGGCGAGAACCUGUACAUGCAGUCGAACAAGGACAGCCCGAACGUCAACGCCGCCGACGCCUGGAUCAAGGAGAAGGACGAUUACAACGGCGAGACCAUCAGCGAGACCAACUACAUGGGCUUCGGCCACUACACCCAGAUCGUCUGGAAGAGCACCACCAAGGUCGGCCUGGCUGUCGCCUCCAACUCCCAGGGCACCUAUGUCGUCGCGCGCUACUCGCCCCCUGGCAACUUCAUCGGCCAGAAGCCUUAUUAGACAUCGCCACGUCAGCACGGUGUUUGUAGAUGAAGAAGAUCAUUCAGUCACAACAUGGCAUAGGUCCUGUUCUGGCUGGUAGCUUGGCUGGGCCGAACACACAAACUUCUUUUUUUUUUUUUUUCCUCUUCUUUUUUCACAUUCUUGCACAGCAUUUUACACCCAGAUGAGAUUCCCCAUUUCCGCAACUCGACUUCAGAAGGCUUGGAUCAGCAGGUUGGGAAUGGGAAAGGGGGUAGGUCACGGGUCUUCUUCCUCUGCCGCGACUUUGAGCGGAUUUCCAUGAUGACCACAUAACGAGACAUAGCGAACUAGCUCAUGAUACCAUAUUUUCUGUUUCCGGUGAUGUUUUCUAUAAAAAAAAAAGCAAGG
Molecule: messenger RNA, 1313 nt
Organism: Colletotrichum navitas
Lineage: Eukaryota; Fungi; Ascomycota; Sordariomycetes; Glomerellales; Glomerellaceae
Product: CAP domain-containing protein
Exons: 2
Coding region: 258-941 (227 amino acids)
Cellular component (GO): extracellular region
Source: RefSeq, a predicted model, not a curated record